This is a messenger RNA of Oryctolagus cuniculus (rabbit), 2298 nucleotides long. The record is from RefSeq and is a predicted model, not a curated record. Lineage: Eukaryota; Metazoa; Chordata; Mammalia; Lagomorpha; Leporidae.
AUUCCCAUCCGGCCACGGGGCCGCGGGCCGUCCCAGCCCCUCUCCCUGGACACAGGGCGCUAGGGGAGGCGGAGUGCCCGGGGCGGCCGCCGCCUAGGACAGGGCCCGGCGCGGGCUCAGGCGGGAGCCGGCAGGGGAUGCCCAGCGGCCCCGGCGGACUCCGCGACCCCGCGGGACCCCCGCCCCACGCCCCGCCCAGGAGUGCCCCUCGCGGCCCGCCCUCCCACUUCCUGGCCGGGGUCGGCCCCGCCCCGCGCGCCUCCGCCCUCCCACCCUCGCCUCCAGCCGCGGCUCCCAUUGGCCGGCGCGCACCUGCCCGUCCGUCGGGGGGCGGGGUGCAGGGCGGGGCUCGGCGCCCAGGUGAGGGCGCGCGGGCGGCGGCGGAGGAAGGUGACAGCGGGGAGGGCGGGAGGGUGGGGGGCGCACGCUCGGAGCCGGCCCGCGCGCGGACCGCCGGACGGACCGACCGACGGGCGGGCAUGCGAGAGGCCCGGCCGCAGCCAUGGAGCGGCGGCUGCGCGCGCUGGAGCGCCUGGCGCGGGGCGAGGCCGGCGGCGGCCCGGGGCUCGACGGCCUCCUGGACCUGCUGCUGGGGCUGCACCACGAGCUCAGCAGCGCCCCCCUGCGGCGGGAGCGCAACGUGGCGCAGUUCCUGAGCUGGGCCGGCCCCUUCGUGCAGAAGGUGAAGGAGCUGUGUCUGCAGAGAGAUGACUUUGAGAUCCUGAAGGUGAUCGGCCGAGGGGCCUUCGGGGAGGUCGCCGUGGUGAGGCAGAGGGACACCGGGCAGGUUUUCGCCAUGAAGAUGCUACACAAGUGGGAGAUGUUGAAGAGAGCCGAGACGGCCUGCUUCCGGGAGGAGCGAGACGUCCUGGUGAAGGGGGACAGCCGCUGGGUGACCGCUCUGCACUACGCCUUCCAGGACGAGGAGUACCUGUACCUGGUCAUGGACUACUACGCGGGCGGGGACCUCCUCACGCUGCUCAGCCGCUUCGAGGACCGCCUCCCGCCCGAGCUGGCGCAGUUCUACCUGGCAGAGAUGGUGCUGGCCAUCCACUCCCUGCAUCAGCUGGGCUACGUCCACAGGGAUGUGAAGCCGGACAACAUCCUGCUGGACCUGAACGGCCACAUCCGCCUGGCCGACUUCGGCUCCUGCCUACGGCUCAACGAGAGUGGCAUGGUGGACUCGUCCGUGGCAGUGGGAACGCCAGACUACAUCUCCCCCGAGAUCCUGCAGGCCAUGGAGGAGGGCACCGGCCACUAUGGGCCUCAGUGCGACUGGUGGUCGCUGGGGGUCUGCGCCUACGAGCUGCUCUUUGGGGAGACCCCCUUCUACGCUGAGUCCCUCGUGGAGACCUACGGCAAGAUCAUGAACCACGAGGACCACCUGCAGUUCCCGCCAGAUGUGCCCGACGUGCCCGCCAGCGCCCAGGACCUCAUCCGCCAGCUGCUGUGCCGCCAGGAGGAGCGGCUGGGCCGCGGCGGGCUGGACGACUUCCGGAACCAUCCCUUCUUCGAGGGCGUGGACUGGGAGCGGCUGGCCACCAGCACUGCUCCCUACAUCCCUGAGCUCCGUGGGCCCCUGGACACCUCCAACUUUGACGUGGACGACGACACGCUCAACCAUCCAGGGACUCUGCCACCGCCCACCCACGGGGCCUUCUCGGGCCAUCAUCUGCCAUUCGUGGGCUUCACCUACACCUUGGGCAGGCCCAGUCCUGAGAGUGCUGCCGAGCCGGCGAGCGCCGUGGAGCAGGACGUGGAGCUGAGCUGGAAGGACUCAGAGACGCUGAGGGACGGCAAGGCCCCCUUGUCCCCGCGGGACAGUGACCUGCAGCAGGAGAGGGACCAGCUGCGCCAGGACCUGGCUGAGGCCCGGGCAGCGCUGCAGGCGCAGGCACAGGAGCUGUGCCGAGCGCAGAGCCGGCAGGAGGAGCUGCUCCGCAGGCUGCAGGAGGCCCAGGACAGGGAGGCGGCCGCGGCCAGCGGGGCCCAGGCCCUGAGCGCCCAGCUGGAGGAAGCCCAGGGCGCCCGGAGAGAGCUGGAGGCCCGGGUGGCCACCCUGAGCCGGGAAGUGACGCAGCUCCAGGGACAGCACGAGCGAAGCCGUGACAAGGACACCUCCCAGGCCGAGUCCUCGCACACAGCCUCUGAGGCCAGCGGCUCGGGAGCGCCCCAGGGUGGGCCUGACGAGGCCCAGCUGCAGAGGGAGGCGGCGGCGCUGUGUGAGCACCCGGAGCAGGCCUGCGGCCUCGGGCCAGGCGGGAAGGAGGAGGCCCUGCGCCGGCUGCAGGAGGAGAA